Messenger RNA from Solea solea (common sole), 6924 nucleotides. It is a transcript of the gene tnpo1, whose product is annotated as transportin 1. The record is from RefSeq and is a predicted model, not a curated record. Bases 341 to 3013 code for a protein of 890 amino acids. The transcript is spliced from 24 exons. Gene Ontology annotation, cellular component: nucleus; cytoplasm. Gene Ontology annotation, biological process: protein import into nucleus. NCBI's taxonomy places the organism in Eukaryota, Metazoa, Chordata, Actinopteri, Pleuronectiformes, Soleidae. Gene Ontology annotation, molecular function: nuclear import signal receptor activity; small GTPase binding.
GGAUGUAAUGAAUGUGGCUUGAAUUUACACGCGUUAAAACAUAUUUGAGCGUCUAGCUGUGAGUUAAAGAUACAACAAAUGUUUUAUUUUUGGGAGCUUGGGAGCAUGUAAAAGACAUGUCAGGUAUUAGGACCGCUCGUCCGUACGUCAGCUGACGGCCCAGCCAAUUAUAUGUCGCCGCCGCACUGUUUGGCCCACAGCUUCUUCAGCUUGUUGCGAAAACGGAUGUCUCUGCCGUGAGCAGGCCCGUGUCUGAAAACCCAGACAGACGGUCACAUUUCAGCGGAGAGUCAGCUACACUCGAGCACGUCGGUCCGAACAGCAGCAGCAGCAGAGCAAGAUGGAGUGUGAGUGGAAGCCAGACGAGCAAGGACUCCAGCAGAUUUUACAGCUUCUGAAAGAGUCUCAGUCUCCAGAUACGUCCACACAGAGAUCCGUCCAGCAAAGACUCGAGCAACUCAACCAGUUUCCAGACUUCAACAACUAUUUAAUAUUUGUUUUGACAAAGUUAAAAUCAGAAGAUGAGCCAACGCGGUCCCUGAGUGGGCUGAUACUGAAGAACAAUGUGAAGGCCCACUAUCAGAACUUCCCCAAUGGUGUGUCUGAGUUCAUCAAGAGCGAGUGUCUCCAGAACAUUGGAGACUCUUCUCCCCUUAUCCGGGCCACUGUGGGCAUCCUCAUCACCACGAUUGCCUCCAAAGGAGAAUUACAAAACUGGCCAGAGCUCCUGCCUAAGCUCUGCCUGCUGCUGGAUUCUGAGGACUACAACACGUGUGAGGGAUCGUUUGGAGCCCUGCAGAAGAUCUGUGAAGACUCUGCUGAGAUCCUGGACAGUGACAUGCUGGACCGUCCCCUCAACGUCAUGAUCCCCAAGUUCUUACAGUUUUUUAAGCACAACAGUCCUAAGAUUCGGUCUCAUGCUAUCGCCUGCGUCAAUCAGUUCAUCAUCAGCAGGACUCAGGCCCUGAUGCUGCACAUCGACGCUUUCAUCGAGAACCUGUUUGCUCUGGCAACAGAUGAGGAACCAGAAGUGAGGAAGAACGUGUGCAGAGCUCUGGUCAUGCUGCUGGAGGUUCGUCUGGACCGGCUCCUGCCACACAUGCAUAACAUCAUCGAGUACAUGCUACUGAGGACUCAGGACCAAGAUGAAAACGUUGCCUUGGAAGCCUGUGAGUUCUGGCUAACUCUGGCCGAGCAGCCGGUGUGUAAGGAAGUGCUGUGUGGACACCUCUCCCAACUCACUCCGGUGCUUGUCAACGGGAUGAAGUACUCUGAGAUUGACAUUAUUCUGCUCAAGGGCGACAUUGAAGAAGACGAGGCAAUUCCUGACAACGAGCAAGACAUCCGUCCACGCUUCCAUCGGUCACGCACAGUCGCCCAACAACAUGAGGCCGAUGGGAUCGAGGAAGACGAAGAUGAUGAUGACGAACUGGAUGAUGAUGAUACUAUUUCUGACUGGAACUUGCGCAAGUGUUCGGCGGCGGCACUGGAUGUGCUGGCCAACGUCUUCAGGGACGAUCUGUUGCUGCACCUUCUGCCCCUCCUCAAAGAGCUGCUCUUCCAUCCAGAGUGGGUGGUUAAAGAGUCCGGCAUUCUCGUGCUGGGAGCUAUAGCUGAAGGUUGUAUGCAGGGCAUGAUCCCGUACCUGCCCGAGCUCAUUCCCCACCUCGUCCUGUGUUUAUCUGAUAAGAAGGCCCUGGUGCGUUCAAUCACCUGCUGGACACUGAGCCGCUACGCCCACUGGGUGGUCAGCCAGCCUCCAGACGUUUACCUGAAGCCCCUAAUGACGGAGUUGCUCAAACGUAUUCUGGACAGCAACAAGCGUGUGCAGGAGGCUGCUUGCAGUGCCUUUGCCACUUUGGAGGAGGAGGCGUGUACAGAGCUGGUGCCCUAUCUGGCAUUCAUCCUCGACACGCUGGUGUUUGCUUUCAGCAAGUACCAGCACAAGAACCUGCUUAUUCUUUAUGAUGCCAUUGGAACGCUGGCAGACUCAGUGGGACACCAUCUGAAUAAACCGGAGUACAUCCAGAUGUUGAUGCCUCCACUGAUCCAGAAAUGGAACCAGCUUAAAGAUGAAGACAAAGACCUUUUCCCUCUGUUAGAAUGUUUGUCGUCAGUAGCCACUGCCCUGCAGAGCGGCUUCCUGCCCUACUGUGAGCCUGUGUAUCAACGCUGUGUCAACCUGGUCCAGAAAACACUCGCUCAAGCCAUGCUUUAUCAGUCACAGCCUGACCAGUAUGAAGCCCCCGACAAAGACUUCAUGAUCGUGGCUUUGGAUCUUCUCAGUGGACUCGCUGAGGGUUUGGGAGGAACCAUUGAGCAGCUGGUUGCUCGUAGCAACAUCCUCACACUCAUGUAUCAGUGCAUGCAGGACAAAAUGCCAGAAGUGCGCCAGAGUUCGUUUGCUCUGCUGGGAGAUCUGACCAAGGCUUGUUUCCAGCACGUCAAACCAUGCAUCGCUGAUUUUAUGCCCAUACUGGGUACUAAUUUGAACCCAGAGUUAAUAUCAGUGUGCAACAAUGCGACAUGGGCAAUUGGAGAGAUAGCUGUACAAAUGGGGCCCGAAAUGCAGCCGUACAUUGCCAUGGUGCUGCACCAGCUGGUAGAGAUCAUUAACAGACCCAAUACUCCAAAGACUCUGCUGGAAAACACAGCAAUAACAAUUGGUCGUCUUGGUUACGUUUGUCCUCAAGAGGUGGCACCCAUGCUACAGCAGUUUAUAAGACCCUGGUGCUCCUCACUACGAAAUAUAAGAGACAAUGAGGAGAAAGACUCUGCGUUCAGAGGAAUUUGCACUAUGAUCAGUGUAAAUCCAGGAGGUGUAGUGCAGGACUUUAUAUUCUUCUGUGACGCAGUGGCCUCCUGGGUAAAUCCAAAGGAGGAUCUCAGAGACAUGUUCUAUAAGAUCCUUCACGGGUUUAAGAACCAGGUGGGCGAGGACAACUGGAGACGAUUCUCAGACCAGUUCCCGAUGCCACUGAAGGAGCGGCUGGCAACCUUUUACGGGGUCUAACUGUUUCCCUGGCAGUGUGCCUCAUCACUGGGGUCAGUUUUCCUCUCUGAUGUCACUCACCACAGAAUCAAUGGAUCAAAAGUCCUGAUUUUGGUACUUAAUGUCGUGUGUCUCUGUCUCUGCACAGGUUAUUCACUUUGGGAGACAAAAUGGGGAACCUCUUUUACCCAGGGAACAUGUUACCCUUUACUGGGGGGAAGGGUCUGCCUGCUGAGGGGAGGGAAGGGGUUCGGGCCCCUCCCCGACCUGGUGGACGGGGUGGGAGGGAGGUGGUAGCUGCAGUGCUCAGAGCCCCAAUGCACAGGCAAAUGGGGGAAAGGGACAGGCAGAACAACUUAAUCGUGGGAGGAAAAUUCAUGUAAUCACAUCUUACUCAGAAAUAAUGACAUUUCUGUUUCUUCUUCUUUUUUUUUUCUCUAUAUUUCUUCCCCAAACUCUUCACUUUCUGUCAGUUGAACUACUGAAAAAGAAAUGCAAGCUAAUGCGGAGAAAAAGCUCUGCAAAACUCCGUGAAGCGUUUGCUCUUUCAUUUUGUCUAGAUGACGAGUUUUUCUUAAAUUGAGAGGUUUGUGCAGAAAAGAGCAGUUACACAUUCAUGACCAUGUCAGGCUGGUAAAUGGCAUGUUUAAUGAAAUAGCAUUUUUACCACUGGAACAAAAGAGUGUUCACCUUAAAAACUUGCUAAGUUGGAAGUUCGUGAGACGAGACGUUUUCUUUAUAAAGACAACGGUAGCUUAAAGGUUAAGGAUCAGCAGCUAAAAUAAUGAAUAUCACAAAGAACAAGAUCAUUUCAGUGUUCCUAUUCUUUAGCAGGGCAAAAGCUGUUAUUUCUGUCACUGGAGAGCACAAGAUUUUCUUUUACGGGCAGCUUUUCUGAGAAUAGGUAGCAUGCUUGUAUCAUUGUGAAAAGCUGUUGGAUAUUAGUGAUGUGUGUUGCGUUCGACAGCUGUCAUUCCCCUGUAGUAAGGCUCUUCUUUGACCUCAUAUGUUUGAUCUAUUCGCAGUACUUUUUGUUUCCUCUACCAGAUAAUUACAGCAAUCAGCUGUAGUGUAGCAUGACGGCUUUUUUUUUGGCACCAAAAUGAGAGGUGUUCAAAUAAAAAAAUAAAAAGAGUCUUGGCUGUGAUGUAACGGUGCAGUGAAUGCCGCAGUAUUGGUCUCGUGGUGUGGAUGUGACACGGACAUUCAUAUCAAAGCUUUAGACGCUCACAAUCCUUUGUACUGUCGGAGCAUUGUGGACGAGAGAUGAGGAAGCAGAAGCACACAGUUGAUGUUGUCCUGUGAGUCGCUCAUUAUCUUCUGUUCCUUUGGAUUUAAAAAAAACCACAACAACACUAAACCCGUCAAAGUGAUGUUCAGUGACUUUUGGCUAUUAGAACCUCGCAGCUCAUCGAAUCAGUGUUGGAUAUGUUUAUUUCUCAGUGUACUGAAGUUUUCUGAUUAGUUGUUUGGCUUCUUGUGCUCAAAGCAUGAUCUUGAGGAUGACUGUGUAAUGUUUUGGGUGGUUGUGCUUCGUGGGGUACUUGGAUGCUUUCGUCUCUUGCAUGUUGGUGGCCCCUCACACCCCAACAUAUAGUGGGAGGUGGGGAUAAUGGGAGGGAGGGGAAGCUUCAAAUUAAGGUUUAAAAAGUACAUAAACAGUAAGCAUUGUAGGUAUUAUAACUCUGGGACAGUCCUAAUGUCACAUAAACCCUGCUGGAGUGUUCUCCCUUAACUUUUACCCCAUAGCUGGAUGUAAAGUUUUUAAAAACUGUGAAACUACAAUGUCGAUUGUCUUUUGUUGUUUUUGCGCUGUUAUAUUUAAUUAAAUGUGUAAGUGUUUAAGUUACAGACAUAGGCUGAAUGUAUUCCAUGAUGGGUUGGAGAGUGAGGAUUUUUGUCUUUUUUUUAAAUUUAAUUUAAUUUAAUUUAAUUUUUUUUUUAAUGCCCAGCCAGUCAUUUUUCCUCUGCUGGCCAGAGUAAUAACUGCAGUAUUUUAACAUGACAUGCACUUAAAAAUUAAAUCUCAUGCGCUUGAAAUAAAUAAUUGUAGCCAAAUCCUUGAUAAUAUUACGACGUAUUAGGGCCAAACUGAAGAGAGAGAAAAUAAUAGUUUUUAUAAAUUAUAUAAUUAACAAUUAAUUAUAUAAUUUUACAAGAAUAAAGUUGUAAUAUUAUGAGAAUAAAGUGAUAAUUUUACUAGAAUGAAGUUGUUAUAUUAUGAGAUUCUUUUUUUAUCAUUAUCUAAUUAAAUGUAUUAUUAUUACAUAGCAACAGAACGCACAAAAGAUAAUUAACUCCAAGUCUGUGUGAUUCUUUCUUCCCAACAGACUCAGUGUCUUGCACAAUCUUUCCAAAGUCCUGAUGCUAAAGAUUAUGUGGUGCUAAUGUGCCAAAAAAUAUUAAGUAUUUCUUUAUUUGUGAAGCCCCAAUCAAAAUGUAACUUCAGGAAAUGCUCCACGUUUCUCAUCUUGACGCAGGUUGCAGCUGAUGAUCUGAGAUUUUGCUUGAAUAAUAAUUAGGACUUUAUUCUCAAAAGAUUAAAAAAAUGCCUUCAGUUUGGCCCGAAAACUCCAUCGUAUCAUAUGACCCUGGUGUGAACACAGAUCAUUAAUAAAAUGAUGCUGCUAAAAUGUAUUUACUUAAUGCAAUAAUUAAUGAGUAGUAAGUAUAUAAUCUAUCUUGAUGCAAUUGGGUUAUUAGACUUUAAGAGUAGUUUAGUUUUCUCUGAUAAACAAUGUGAAAUGUGAAGCAAAUGGCGGUGAAACACAGGAUAUAAAUGCAUCAUGGAAUACAGAGGCAAAUACGUACAUGUGCCACGUCAUUUUGUGUUUUGAAGUGAUCGUUGUCCGUCACAUUCCAGCUGUUUGGCAUGCAAAAACAAAUAGGCUAAUCACAGCUUGAUUUGGAGGGGGGGGGGGUGUGCGUUAGUGUGCAUUUGUGUGUGUCCGCUGUCCUGCCGGUCGUUCAUUGAGAGAAUGUCGGUCUAUGAAACACAUGAAACGAACCCCAGCCCCGCUGUGCUGUUUUUCUGACUCGACUGCUGCUAUACAUUGUAGUUGUGUUUCACUACUUGAAAAUGUGUUUUUUCCUAUGUGUUAACCUCAGGUCGUCUGUAAUUCAGUGUUAAUUGUUUUCAUCGUUCUGCCCCUCAAUGUGUACACCUUUAUUCACAUCCUCAACAGCUAAAGAUAAGUGAAUCUUCUGCCCUUCUUAUUAAAAAUGGGUAACCAUGGGUGUGGAUUGACGUUAGUGUUAAAUGUGUGCAGCGCCGCUAGAUGUCAAAUGUUAAGGAUAACUGCAACGCAGGAGGGAAGAGUCAUUAGGAAACUUGCACAUACUUUAAUGUAUCUUUUGUCGAAAGUGAUUGUUAUCAGACUACGGUAAUAUUCAGUGUAAUAUGUACACAAUGCCUUCAGAGCAAAUGCUUUGAGGUUUUGUUGGUGUUUUGCAAUAGAUACACAGUACACUGUAUCUAAAGAAGCAGGUAAUGCCUCAUUUAAAAGCAAAGAAACAGGUUGUCAACUUAAGGACAUCAUGUUAUAAACAUGAUGUUUGCAGAUGUGUGUUUGACUUUCUAUGAAGCUUUACUGAAAAUUUGUAUUUUAUAAAGCAUCCACCAAUAUUGAGGAAUGUCUAGUCAAAGAACUCCUGUAUUCUCAUUUUAGCCUUCAAACUUGAUUAGACUAUCUGCCUUCAUCUUUUUUGCUGAUAAAAGCAAAAACAUCAUUUUGAUAGAUAUGGUUUUAGUUUUUUUAAUAAGCUGCUGAAUUUUAAAAUUAAUACUUAUUGGGGCCACCAAAUAUUUUGGAUCAUGCAAAGAAUCUAUAUUGUACUGUAGUAAUUUUGUAAUAUUUGUAAGAUGAUAUAGUGAGCGUGACUGGUUACCAUUGCUUGAGUCUGUACAUUGUUCCAAUAAAUUGUUUACAUUA